Molecule: messenger RNA, 570 nt
Organism: Cantharellus anzutake
Lineage: Eukaryota; Fungi; Basidiomycota; Agaricomycetes; Cantharellales; Hydnaceae
Exons: 2
Coding region: 100-381 (93 amino acids)
Source: RefSeq, a predicted model, not a curated record
CUUGCUCAGGCGUUUCGAUCGUGAAUGGUUGAGGUUGAAGAGGUCCUUUGAAAGCCAUUUCGUUGGAUAAUUUCCGGCGUUCCAAGAUGGCUAUCAGCUAUGGGGAUCAGUUGGGGUUAUAUAGCUUCGAUAGCACUGCUUGGGGUGUCCUGGGUAGUGCGUUCUGCUGUUUUCACGGACCAGCCUUACAUUUGGUAUUUCAACCGACUGCCAUGGAACCCGAACCCCGACUUCGAUUUCACAAGCUGUCGUCAGCGAUGCGGAGUUGGCCUUCACUUUUACGAUAAUUCGAAUAGUACUUUACCAUUCAGACUAUUUCCCAUUACCAUACUAACGAGGGUAAAAGACCUAUUUUUUCGCAGUUUUCUACCAUCUCAAUGAUGGUAAACGGUACCUCUCGUCAGCAUUGUUCAUGUAAGCUCAAGGGGCAACUGCAGGGACUUGCCCGACAUUUGAUCGUUUAGGCGGUGUCGAUCGAGAUGACCGCUUUGGAUGAAUUGACCAAGAUGAUUGUGUGGUUAUCCAAAUAUGGCGAUAAAUGAAUCGUGAGCGUCCGUUCCUGAAUAGUCA